UCGCGCCCGGCGCUCCCUCAGUGACAGAUGAAGGGGUGGGCGUUCCGGCUCUGGAGGACCCCGCCGCAGCCCCGGAAGCGCCUGGUCCAAGGUGGCGGUGGUGGUGGCUGUGGUUGCGGAGAUGCCUGCGGGGCUAGGUGGCUGGCCGCCGGGUUAGGAGCGGGUCCCGGACCCAGGAUCUCCGCGGCCGCUGCUGGAGCGCGGCCUGCGCCAUGGCGACCUCCGCCGCCUCCUCCGAGCAUUUCGAGAAAUUACAUGAGAUCUUCCGCAGCCUCCAUGAAGACUUACGAGCGGUGCCGGAGCGGCUCCUGGGGACUGCAGGGACAGAAGAAAAGAAGAAGUUGAUCAGAGAUUUUGAUGAAAAGCAACAGGAAGCAAAUGAAACGCUGGCAGAGAUGGAAGAGGAACUACGUUAUGCACCCCUAUCUUUCCGUAACCCUAUGAUGUCUAAGCUUCGAACCUACCGGAAGGACCUUGCCAAGCUCCACCGGGAAGUGAGAAGCACACCUUUGACAGCCCCACCCGGGGGCCGAGGAGACAUGAAAUAUGGUACAUACACUGUAGAGAAUGAGCAUAUGAAUCAGCUACAGUCUCAAAGGGCGUUGCUUCUGCAAGGCACUGACAGCCUGAACCGGGCCACCCAGAGUAUUGAGCGUUCUCAUCGGAUUGCCACAGAGACUGACCAGAUUGGCUCAGAAAUCAUAGAAGAGCUGGGGGAACAACGUGAGCAGUUGGAACGUACCAAGAAUAGACUGGUAAACACAAGUGAAAACUUAAGCAAAAGUCGAAAGAUUCUCCGGGCAAUGUCCAGAAAAGUGACAACCAACAAGCUGCUACUUUCCAUCGUCAUCUUACUGGAGCUAGCCAUCCUGGGAGGCCUGGUUUACUACAAAUUCUUUCACAAGCAUUGAACUUCCAACUGGGAAGGGUUUGUGGACCAGAAUUUUGACCCUGUGACUGAAUGGUGUGGGAGACGUGGAAUAAGCCUCUUGCUGCUGUGAGCUAACAGCUCCAGGACGCCCUGUGUGGCCAGACUGGGAGGCGGGGGGAGACGGAAAGCCAGUUAAAUGUGAAGCAACAGCACCAAGGCGAGUGUGAUAUACCAAGGUAAUAAAUGUUCUUUAUGACUUCUUUA
Rhinolophus ferrumequinum (greater horseshoe bat) is the source of this 1135-nucleotide messenger RNA. It is a transcript of the gene VTI1B, whose product is annotated as vesicle transport through interaction with t-SNAREs 1B. Gene Ontology annotation, cellular component: endoplasmic reticulum membrane; ER to Golgi transport vesicle membrane; Golgi apparatus. Gene Ontology annotation, biological process: regulation of protein localization to plasma membrane; retrograde transport, endosome to Golgi; intracellular protein transport. The record is from RefSeq and is a predicted model, not a curated record. The transcript is spliced from 6 exons. NCBI's taxonomy places the organism in Eukaryota, Metazoa, Chordata, Mammalia, Chiroptera, Rhinolophidae. Gene Ontology annotation, molecular function: SNAP receptor activity; SNARE binding. Bases 213 to 911 code for a protein of 232 amino acids.